CGGUUUUAGGGAGGGGCCAACGGGGGCCAGUGCCCCUGUGACAACAAGCUUGGACCCCCUUGUGGCCCCCCUAAAUGUGGGGUGUUAAAUUAUUUUUUUUACCAUUUUUUUGCGAUCGUUGUUUUUACAUCUGUUAUUAGACAGUGGGAAUGCAACAGAAAACACUGCGGAACAGAAACAACGCGGAACGGAAAAUAACGCGGAAUAGUUUCUAGAGGGACUGCUUGAAGCGGAACACAACAGUAUCGUAGAACUUGCGUUUGCGGGUUUUUACUAAGUUACUCAAAAGUUGGUGGACGUUUUAGCGCGGCUAUUAUAUUUGAAGACUUCAAGCAAAGAAGGAAUAUAGAGUUCUCAACACAAUGAAGAGAAAGAACCACAUCAUGUCGUUCUUCCAAAAAAAAAUAAGGUAGACAGUAAGACAGAGCCAGAUGGUUCAUGUGUGGAGACAGAAAGAGAGGGGAGAGAGACUGCAGAGAGAGAGACUGCACAAAGAGAGAGCAGGAAGAGUUGUCCAUUGGAGAGACUGAGAGUGAAGGAAUAGUAGAGGAGGAAUGUGAGACAGAUGGAGAGGCUGAAAGUGAUACACCUACAGAGGAGCCACGUGCGUCCACUUGCAGUGGACCAUCAGAUAUCAGCAAAUCCCGGGAAGAACCACCUGUGCAGCCAGUGAUGAAUAUGUACCCAAGAACUCUGAUGGGGGACCGCAGGAGGAGCUUCAAGGCAGCCUGGUACCAAAUCCACCCCUGGCUUGAAUAUUCCAAGCAAUCAGACUCUGUGUUUUGUUAUGCCUGUAGGCAUUUUAGCCCUCCCAAAGCCUCAGAGACGGUAUUUGAUUCAAAAUUGGGUUUUAACAAUUGGAAGAAGGCAACUUACAAACAGGGGGGAUUUGCAAUUCAUGCAAGGUCUGAGCGGCACAAACAAGCAAUGAUUACAUGGAGAGACUAUCAGAAAGCUGUAAAAAGUAAUGCAACACUGGUAAAUGCCCUAAACAAGGAACACAACAAACAGGUUCAAGAAAAUCGGAACUAUAUUAAAACAAUAGGAGAAAUACUACUACUUACAGCCACACAAAACAUUGCACAAAGAGGACACGAUGAGUCUGCAGAAUCAGAUAAUAAAGGGAACUUCAUGGCAAUCUUAGAAACAAUAGCUAAGCAUGACAAAACUGUGCAAAAAAGGUUGACUUCCAUUCAUAAUGCAAAAUAUACCAGCAAAGGGAUUCAGAAUGAGGUUCUGAGUUGUUUGGCGGACAUGGUUCGAACAAAAAUUAUAGAAGAGGUGAAAGACAGUGAGGUAUAUAGCAUAAUGGUAGAUGAAACAAAAGACGUUAAAAAAAAGGAGCAGAUAUCUCUAGUACUCCGGUACUAUUUCAGUGGAGCUGUCCAUGAGAGCUUUCUCCACUUUGAAUCAGCUGAUCGACUAGAUGCAGCAGGGCUUACUGACAAAAUCAUACACCUGCUGGAAAGUCAUGGUCUUGAAUACAAAAACAACCUAAUAGGCCAAGCAUAUGACGGUGCUUCAGUUAUGAGUGGUAAGCAUUCAGGUGUCCAGGCACGCAUUAAAGAACAAGCAAAGCAUGCCUUUUACAUUCACUGCAAUGCACACUGUCUGAAUUUGGUUUUAGUGGAUACAGCCAAAGCUAGCCCUGAGGUAGGAGAGUUCUUCUCCUUACUAGAAAGGCUGUAUGUCUUCACAUCUGGGUCAUAUGUGCAUCAAAAAUGGCUUAGCAUACAGAAAGAGAUGUACCCAGGUGCACCAGCCAGAGAGCUUCAGAGGCUAAGUGACACUCGCUGGGCAUGUCGAUAUAUGGCUCUACAUACUAUUAUGGAUAGAUUGCCUGCCAUUAAGCGAGUCCUACAAGACAUAGUCCAAGAACACAGUGGUGAGUAGAUCUGUUGAGGCUAGAGGUCUGCUUGCACAGAUUGAUUUACAGUUUAUUGUGUGCCUUGUAACCCUCCAUAAAGUGUUUGGAGAAGCAAAAUUUCUAUCAGAUAUGCUACAGUCUUCAUCACUUGAUUUGUCAAAGGCUGUUGAUUUAGUUGAAGCCUUAGUUCAGACUUUGAAAGACUACAGGGAGGAGUCAUUUUUUGAUGACCUAUGGAGUGAAGUGUUGAACACAGCUGAGCAAUGUGAUACUGCAGUACAGCCCCCUGCAACACGACCCAAAAAGCUAAGCUCUCAAUUUAGUUCAGACUGUGUACUCAGUACAGUGGGUCAGAGGUCAGCUUCAGAACGAGAAAAGGAUAGUUUUCGUACAACCUUUUUCUACCCUGUUUUAGAUCAGAUGCUCAAUGAGCUUAACAGAAGGUUUUCUAGCAAAAACUGUGAAAUAAUGACUGGCAUCCAAACUCUAAACCCUUCAAGUGAUGUGUUUCUCAAAGAAAAGUCCCUGUUUCCAUUUGCUAGAAUGUAUGAAUCAAAUAUUGAGGACUUGGGGUAUGAACUGCAUCAGUUCAGAAGAAUUUUAGAAAGGAAAAUACAGAGUGGCAUGCAGAAACCCUCCAGUGUAGUAGAGCUGACAUUAUUCAUUGAACCUUAUAAAGAAGUUUUUUUCGAGCUUUUUAAACUAUGCAAGAUAGCUGUUUCACUCCCAGUUAGUACUGCUUCUUGUGAACGGAGUUUUUCUGCUUAAAGCUGGUGAAAACAUAUCUCAGAUCCACAAUGUCAGAUGACAGAUUAAGUAAUUUAGGUGUUCUAAGUAUUGAGUCGUGGAGGGCAAAGGCCUUAAAUCUAGAUGAAUUUGCUAAUCUUUUUGCAAAAAGCCACAAAAAUCGUAGAAUACAGUUAAUGUGACUGAUAUGUAAUGUAAAUGUAAAAAUAUAAUUAAAAUGUAAAUAGUGACUGAGACUGAAUAUGUAAUGCAAAAAAUAUAAUUAAAAUGUAAAUAGUUAUUGUGACUGAUACUGCAUAUGUAAUGCAAAAGUAAAAAAUAAUAAAACGGUAAAUAAGUUAUGUGACUGAUACUAAAUAUGUAAUGAAAAUGCAAUUACAGUUAAUGUGACUAAUACUGAAUGAUGUAAUGCAAAUGUAAAAAAUAAAGUUGAAAUGCAAAUACAUUGUUGAAUGAUUAUAAACAUGGUAUUUUGCCUGUUAAUGCCUUUAGUGCAGUGCAGAAAAUGAUAUGACAAGAAUAAGGUCUAAAUGUAACUGGCCCCUCUAACAGUACAACUGGCCCCAGAUUGGCCCCCCCAGUUGAAAUGGUCUAGAACCGCCAC
Messenger RNA from Misgurnus anguillicaudatus (oriental weatherfish), 3218 nucleotides. The record is from RefSeq and is a predicted model, not a curated record. Lineage: Eukaryota; Metazoa; Chordata; Actinopteri; Cypriniformes; Cobitidae.